This is a messenger RNA of Cimex lectularius (bed bug), 1575 nucleotides long. RefSeq names its product dnaJ homolog subfamily C member 28. Bases 272 to 1399 code for a protein of 375 amino acids. The transcript has 7 exons. The record is from RefSeq and is a predicted model, not a curated record. NCBI's taxonomy places the organism in Eukaryota, Metazoa, Arthropoda, Insecta, Hemiptera, Cimicidae.
AAGUUAUAAAGUAAAAUUCUGUGUCAACUAUUAGCUCUUUUAUAAUUAUUAAUUAAAAUUUUAAUUAUACAAAUUCAAAAGGCUAGUUUAAACACCAAACUAUUGACCUUGGACUAUUUAUACAUUUGCUUUGUUAAUUUUUUACUUCUCUAAAUUAAGAUGACAGAAUGAAGUAAUUUACAUCUGUUUGCUGAAAAUUUUGAGUUUUAAAAACAGUGACAAAUAAUGAUAGUUCUACUUUGAAAACGAGCCAUCGAAUAGUAUCAUCCACAUGAUUUUCCUUCUCCGACAGUUUCCUUUUAGACAGCUUCUAGUUAAUAUUAAUUUCAACACUCAAGUUCAAAGAUGGUGUAAUUGUAGUGAAAAGUUAUUUAAGCAUUGCUAUCUCGUGUUGGGUAUACCAGAAGGAUCGGACCAAGAAAUGGUGAGGCAAGCUUUCCUGGAUUUGGUGAAGCGUUACCAUCCUGAUAGCAAAAGUCCAGAAGCCGAUCCCAUAAAAUUCCAACAGAUAGAAACAGCAUACAGAACCCUCCAAGAUCAUUAUGCUCGUAAAAGAUUUAAUAAAGACGAAUGUGAAGGAGAAUAUGGCCUUUAUUACAAGGAGAAAGAUGUCGAAGAACAUGAUAUUCAACAUACAGCACCACAGCACAGACAGUAUUUAAGCUAUGGGGGCUAUGGAUCAGGAACGCCGUCACAACGUCAGCGCCAAUUUACACAGUUUAAAGUGAACAAAGCUAUGGAAAAUGUGACCGAAUAUAGGAUUAAAAAGCUUAAUGAUAAAUAUUCACAGGAUUUGAUAGCAAAAGAAAGUUUGAACAAGAAAAAAAUCAAAGAUGUUAGAACUGGGUUUGGUAUGGACCGUUUGGUUGAGGACCUUAUUCAGGAAUCGAUGACCCGCGGUGAAUUUGACAAUUUGAGCGGUGCUGGAAAACCGUUAAAAGGCUUACACUCAUCUCACAAUCCUUAUGUCGAUUUUGUCACGCAUAAAAUGAACCAGGUUUUGAUUGAUAACGGAUUCACCCCGCAAUGGAUUACUCUUCAAAAGGAUAUUAGAGAAGAGUUGUACAAGUUGAAGGAAUCACUUUUUAAAGUUAGAGGAAAAAUAGGCCCUGUACCUUUAGAUAAAAGUGAAGAAGAUUAUUGGAAUGAUGAGGUCAACAAGUAUGAAGACACUGUGAAGGUUUUGAAUAGUAAAAUUGAUACCUACAAUCUAGUUGUACCAAUUCUUAAUAAGCAAAUGUUUCAUGUCAAAUUGUCUGAUGAAGCGCAUAAAAUAUUAACAGAAGGAACUCCUGGGAAAAGAUCCUCUGGAAAGAAAGCAGUUCCGUAUAAGGAGGAAAAGCAAAAUGACAAUACUCAUGUAUUAGAUCUUCUAAGUGCAAUAUUUGAAAAAAAGUGAAAUACAAAUGUGAAUUUUAUGUUUUGGGAUCAUAACUGUAUGUAUUUGUAAUGUGGCUUCAUGAUGAAAAAUUGAUCAAAUCAUAACUUGUGAUUGCUAAAUUAAAGCUGGAUUAUAAGAUGAACAAUAUUUGACAUUUGAUGUAGAGCACAUAUUAAAAAGUUGUACAUAAAACA